UGAUCGAAUUUGAGUUUUUUUAGGGUUUAGUUGAAUUUCGAUGCACAUUAGGGAUUUGGAUAGUAGUGAUUAGCCUAUGAAAGUUUUGAUCUUUUUCUGUUUUGGUUUGGUUUUGUUGAAUUUUUCUUUAAUUUCUUGUUUAUCAAGUUAUAGGUGGCGUUUUUUUUUUUGUGAAGUACCGUUUUUUUUUUAAAAUUUAGCUGUAGUUCCUUGUUUAUGAAGUUAUUUAGUUGGUGCUUGAAGCAAAAAGGUAAUUAAGGAGAUUGUGUGUGGAAUUAAGUUUUAUUUUUAAUGUUUUAUAGGGUUGCAGGAGCUAAAUCUGCGAAUUAGGGCUUCAUAUGUGUGGAUUUGGCUUAAAUCUGUUGUUUUUUUGAAGCAGGAGUGAGCAUUUAUGAUCUCUGAAAUUGUUUAUGAAGUUAUUUAGAUGGUGCUUGAAGCAAAAAAGUAACUAAGGAUUGUGCGUGUAAUUAUUAUUUUUAAUUGUUUUAUAUGUUUACAGGAGGUAAUUAUGUGAAUUAGGGCUAUUUUUUAUUUUGGUGAAUUUGGCUUAAAUGUGUUGUAUUCUGAAGCAGGAGUAAGCUUUUAUGAUCUUUGAAGUGUGCUCCAUAAUUUGUUGAUUUAGAAAUUUAUUGUUUUAAUUGUUUGUCAGGUCGUUUGUAACUUGCAUUUGUGAAGAAUUCGUUUGGUUUGUUAAGGUGGUUGAGUUUGUUUCCUGUGGUUAGAAGGUUGAAAGCAAGAGGCUUGAUUUUUUAGCUGUUGAAAUGGAUUAUCAGCUUUCUGAUAGUAGUGGAUGUCAAGGUUUUUUUCAUGGAAACUUACUACUCCAGGCAUGGAUGGGUGAGGUUGAGGUGGGUUCGAGUCUAAAACAAUGCCAACAACAGAAAGGGGCAGCUGUCUGUAUUUCUUGGAAGGAAUCUCUGUAAACCGAACCAUAAACCAGGCUGGAUCUAGACAAAUGGAAUCAUUCUUUUCUGGCUUUGAGUAUAUCAAUGUUGAAGAGCUACUUUCAGUUUCGCCUGGUUACUUGAUUGGAUCUUUGAACUGAUGAUGACCUUCCACCAACACAUCGAAAUAGAUUCCAAAGUGGGGUGCGAACUGCUGGAAAUGGAAGAUCUGCAGUUGGUGGUGGUGCUUCACAGCCAAGUUUGCAUAGUGACAUGGAAACUCAAAUCCACAAUAUUGAACAAGAAGCAUAUACUUCAGUCUUGCGAGCCUUUAAAGCCCAGUCAGAUGCCAUUACUUGGGAAAAGGAAAGCCUAAUUACAGAACUCAGAAAAGAACUAAGAGUUUCAGAUGAGGAGCACAGGGAGCUCCUAGCUAGGGUUAAUGCUGAUGAUAUUAUCCGGAGGAUAAGGGAAUGGAGAAAGGCAAAUGGGAUCCAACCUAGCAUGCCAAGCACCACCCAGCCUUCUCACAACCCUAUAGCUAGUCCUUCUGCUUCAGGAUCACGCAAGAAACAGAAAACAUCGCAGUCAGUCGCCUCAUUGUCCAUGGGUGCACCUUCUCCUGUAUUGCAUCCAUCUAUGCAACAAUCUACAUCAGCCCUGAGACAUGGCCCUCCUCCUGGAUCUGGGAACAAGAAGCCCAAAUCAGCUGUCUGCUGCAUCCUCAACAAGUCCAUGCAGCAAUGUUCUACAGGUUUGUCUGGCAGGGCACAAGUUGCUAACCAUGGCUCUUCAGGUGCCUUUGCAGCCAAUGAUUUAAUUGGAAAGAAAGUUUGGACUCUAUGGCCAGAGGAUAACCACUACUAUGAAGCUGUUAUAACUGACUACAAUGCAGUUGAGGGGAGGCAUGCUUUGGUUUAUGAUAUUAAUACAGGGGAUGAAACGUGGGAAUGGGUCAAUCUCAAAGAGAUAUCUCCUGAAGAUAUUAGGUGGGAGGAUGAGGAAACUGGACUUUUCCGUAGAGGUGGCCGGCCUGGACCAGGCCGUGGGAAUAAGAAAUCAAUUGCACGUGGUGGCACUGUUGCUGCUGCAGGAAGAGGUAGAGGAACCAUAAAGGGUCAAUCCAAAAAAGAUUUCUCUUUAACCAAGAAUGGCGUUGCGAAGAAAGCUAUGGGUGAUAUUGAGAUACUUCACACAGAUACUCUAAUAAAGGAGGUAGAAAAAGUUUUUGGUGCUAGCCAUCCUGAUCCUUUGGAAAUUGAGAAAGCAAAGAAAGUUCUAAGAGAACAAGAACAAGCCCUGGUUAAAGCAAUUGCGAGGCUUGAAGAUGCAUUGGAUGGUCAAAGCGAUGAGGGAGAACAUCCGCUUCCCCAUAUUCAAUCAAGGGACCAGAAUCGGGGAUGGAGAAAACGGCCGUAUGAUGAGAUUGUUGGUGAAGGUAGAGGAAUCAAAGGCUCAGGUGGCAACAAAAUGGCAAGAAAUGGUAGAAUUGUUCCUAGUGAUCAUCAUGAUGAGAAUUAUGACAUGUGACUAUUAGGCUUAUUAGCAACUAGUGGCCCUGACUUGUAUUAUAGCUUGCUCUAAUUUUAUGACCAGCAAAGAGCAUGACAAUUCCUUGGCUAAUUGUCUAUUGGCUAGUGGAAGCAGUAGCUUUGAUUCCAGUGUAUGUUUUGUUUCAUUGAAUUAUGAAAUAUUGAUGUAAAUUAUUUUGACAGAAACAUCUGAAUAUGUAAAAAUGGCAGAAAAAAUCUCUCUCGUCAA
Molecule: messenger RNA, 2645 nt
Organism: Populus trichocarpa (black cottonwood)
Lineage: Eukaryota; Viridiplantae; Streptophyta; Magnoliopsida; Malpighiales; Salicaceae
Product: protein EMSY-LIKE 3
Exons: 12
Coding region: 1158-2414 (418 amino acids)
Biological process (GO): defense response to fungus
Cellular component (GO): nucleus
Source: RefSeq, a predicted model, not a curated record